Molecule: messenger RNA, 1971 nt
Organism: Colletotrichum scovillei
Lineage: Eukaryota; Fungi; Ascomycota; Sordariomycetes; Glomerellales; Glomerellaceae
Exons: 1
Coding region: 1-1971 (656 amino acids)
Source: RefSeq, a predicted model, not a curated record
AUGGCGCCGAGCUCCUCCCCGGAAACUGGCUUUUCGGGAGGAAGGACCGCCCUCGCUGGCCCAACUGGAGAGAAUUUCGGCCAGUAUCAGAUCCAAAUCUCCCGAAGCCCAAGCACGGAGUACGAUCCGACCGGAGAUGGGAUCGUGGAAUAUUCACCUUCAGAGGACGAAGAGGAGGAAGACGACAUCGACUCCUCGUUCUUGUCCCAAGAAAUAAAGGUUGCUGCAAGCCCAUCUCCAGCAGAAAGCACACCGCCGACCGAGUACGCCGCUUCAUCCAAAUCCACGACUCCAGUGAAGAAGACUCCCCUCAAGAAGACUUCCAUCAAGGAGACUUCCAUCAAGAGUACUCCGCCCAGCUCGCCUCCUACCAAGGUGAAGCUCGAACUCAAGGGAACGCCCCCGGCCCAGGCCCAACAAUCCAAGAAGCGAUACCUCACGGCCUCACCUCAUAGGUCCCUCAAGAGUACUUCAUCCAAACCAAUCCUGGUAGACUUCCACCCUCGCAACUCCAGCCUCGAGCAGAUCCAGGCCCUCAGAGCGCGCCUCGACAUGGGCGAAGAACUCGUCUACAAGACCCAGGUAAAUCUCGUCCAAUGGCAGAACACCAUCGACGCCCAACUCGGAGAUCUGAAAGACGAAGUUCGCAAAACUAACAUCGAGACGAAGAAGCGCCAGGACAAGCUCCAAGACCAGCAGGACCAACUCGAGGAGAAACAAGAGGUGACCGACUCCCGCAGCGCCAGAAACGAGCGCCGCCUCGCAGAGGUCGAGAUCACUAUUGAGGAUGUCAUUGGCAAGCCUCCCAACCUGCCCGGCCUCUUCCCGCCUGGGCACUCGUCGUACUUUAGUGGACCGACGAGUCCCAGCCGUCUUCCCGGAGCCUGGGGUCCCCGAAGCAGCCGCAGCUCGCGCACGUCGCGUACGGGCUCGGCGGCCCCUCUUCCCAGCAUCGAGAUGAGCGAUGCGGUCAAGAAUAUCAAGCCGACCUUGGGCGGUCGCUCUAGCUGCAUCGUGGAUACCGCCUCUCCCCCGGACAUGUCCCCUUCAAUUGGUUCCAAGAGAAAGUCUGAGGACUUAGAGUCUGACGAGCAGGAUGCCGAGGUCAGAGGAGCGAAGAAGCAGAAGAAGAUGGCUAGCAGGGCCAAAAAGCAGCCGGCAAAGAAGAAGAAUUCCGGCAACACAACCAAGACCGCACCCAAGAAGACGACCACCCCGCCGCAGUCACAGAAGCGCAAGGCGGAGGAGGAUCUCGAAGCGGACAACAAAGACACGGGAAAUAAGGACUCGGACAAUGAGGAUACUCAACCUUCUUACAACAGGCCUGGCCAGAUGACUAAAAUGACCCCGUUUUGCGGCUACAAGCCCGUGACCCCUCCAUCCCUUCCCAAGAAGACAGAUACAGCGCCGAAGGGCCAGAAGCGAAAGGCAGAAGACGAGGUCGAAGAGAACGGCAAAGACGAAGGAGAGAAGAAUCAAGACGACGAGUCUGGUAAGAAGCCCAUCAAGAAGGUGAAGACGACCAAGACGUCCGGAAAUGAGCCCAAACAGACUGUUACCACGUCCAAGAACACGACUACAAAGCCCAAGGGCCAGAAGCGCAAGGCAGAAGAGGUCGAAGAGGACGAAAAAGAUGAGGGAGAGAAGAACCGAGACGAUGAGUCUGGCAAGAGACCCAUCAAGAAGGCCAAAACGGCCAAGAAGUCCGAGACGAAACCCAAACAGACUGCCACCAAAUCCAAGAAGACGACUACCAAGCCCAAGGGCCCGAAGAGCAAAGUAGAGGAGGCCCCCAAAGGGAACGAUGGGAAGAUGAAGAAGGAGGAUACCAAAGAGGAUAUCAAGGAGGCAGAGGAGAAGAAGCCCGUCAAAGCUCCGAAGAAGAGAGCUGCCAAGCCCGUCAAGCCGGCGGUGCCGGGAACCAGAACUGGCCUUCGCAGUCAGAAGAAGGAGGCUGCUGCUCCCGCGUAA